Jaminaea rosea is the source of this 1527-nucleotide messenger RNA. RefSeq lists its product as hypothetical. The transcript has 2 exons. Bases 386 to 1030 code for a protein of 214 amino acids. NCBI's taxonomy places the organism in Eukaryota, Fungi, Basidiomycota, Exobasidiomycetes, Microstromatales. The record is from RefSeq and is a predicted model, not a curated record.
CUGCUGGUGGAGCAAGGGCUCUCAUUGUUCUUAAGUUUUAUAUCGCUAUGCCAACUGCGACUGCUUCUAGCUGCGGAAGGGGUUGCUCGUCUGCAGUCAGCGCCACAGAGAGCAAGCUCACGACAAUUGGCUACUGGCGCUCGGCGAAAGACGAUCAAUUCGAUCUCCCUCUGUGUGACUAUCGAGUCGAUGCGGCCUCAUCUGCUUCAAUAAAGGAGGAACACGUAUGGUAGAGCUCGCAGGCGGGGUUCGGAGGCUGGGAUGAAAUGCUCCGCUCGUGCUGGUCGGCCUCCACAUUCAAAUUCUCCUACCAACCUACCUACUGUUGUACCUCCUUCUGCUCCCUCGGCCCUCCUUUCCUCACUUCAAAUCAAGUUCGGCCACGAUGACCUCCUACCUGCCUCACGACAUCCAGUCUCUACUGCCACGCUCCUCUCCUCAGACGGCUUCCCUUCCAUCCGUGGGCGAAGCAGCGCCCGCCUUCCCGUCCUCGUCGGACAUCAAGAUCGUCCAAGGCGGCUCCAGCGGUCAAGACAUCAACUUUGCCACUCCCAGCAAGGGCACGCUCGUCGCCUUUGUGCGUCAUUGCGGUUGUCCCUUUGCAGAGAAGGAGAUCAAGCUGCUCGGCCAAGUCGACAAGCAGUAUGGCGGGCAAGGAGAGGUGCAAAUCGUCGUCGUGCAGCAUAGCGAUGAGGAGGAGACGAAGAAGUGGUGGGAGAGAAUUGGUGGCGCCACCUCCCUGCCCCAUGCCAUCCUAAUCGCGGACCCGCAACGCACUCUCUACUCGUCCUUUGGCGUGGGCACCCUUGGUUGGGGAGGCCUCUUCUCACGCUCGACGCUCAAGGAGCUGACAGACCUCAAGAACAAUGAGGGCAUCGUAAAUACCACGACGGGCGCAGGUUCGUGGAGAUGGCAGAACUCGGGUGGAUUCGCCGUCGACAGGGAGGGCAAGGUCAGGUGGGUCAAGGUGGCCAAGGAUGCGGGUGAUGUUUGCCCUUACGAUGGAGAGGCUGUCAAGUCGCUGCUCUAGAGUAGAGUAGUGGCAUCAGGUCCCUUACCUUUUACGCCCUGAUCUCUGUGCUCCCCAUGAUACUCUUCUCGAUAUAUCCAGCCGCUGAAGGCUUCCAACGCAGCCGCCCUUGCCUUGUCGAUGUGGAUGGAUGCCUGCCUGCCUACCUGCUUGCUCGCCUGCCUGCCUGCCUCAUCAAGUGAAGAUACCUCCGUGCUGCUCUCUAUGCACCACUAAUCCGGCCUUGGCGGUGGUAGCUUCACUGGAGCUGACGAGCAAAGGCAGCAUCGAAGGUAGGCCGGAUGCGCGGGCUUCGUCGUUGCGCAACACGUCGCGGACGUCCUCCUCGAUCAGGCUCGUCGAUGAAUGUGAGAAAUGACUGCGGGAAUGCUGCGAGAGUUGGCGGCUACCACAACGCUGGCUGCGUUGACCUGACUUCGCCAGACGCAGACGAAGCGGAGUCGAGUCGUAGUUCAGCCCCGCUGCGCGAGAGACAGACCCUGCUGCCAAUUGACAAU